AUGGGUUCUACAUCAGCUUAUAGCAAUGAUUAUAGCAAAAAUCCAUCUCCAGAUUAUUUCAAAUCAAGUUUUUGUCGAGUUUGCCGUCAUAAUGCUGCAAAUUUUAGCGUUAAUUCUGCUCCACCAAGUUAUUUUUUCGGUGUUUGCGCUGGGUGUCAUCGAGAAAGAAGUAACUCCUUUGAUUGUACACAAUCAUAUUCUCUACCAAGAUUACGUAUAACUGAGGAAAAUAAUAAAAUAUGCUUGGUUCCAGUUGAAGUUCCGAAUAAGUUGAAAGGUCGAGCAAGAAAUCGAAAAAACUCUUUGAUAUUAGAGCCUAGCAGCUUGUAUGAAUCUUUGCAAGAUCGGAAGACCACUUGUAACAUCAGGAACUGGUGGCCAGACCAUAAAUGGUGCGUUGUCCUGAUAUCAGUACUAUCUCUACUUCUAAUUAUUUUUAUCGCUACAACAAUCAUUUUCGGUAUUCUGCAAUACAGUAAUCUCGACAAAACAGAAAAUUGCAGAAGAAAAUUACAAAAAUGCGCUAAUAUGGUUUAUAAUUGGCUCAAAUGUGAGCAGUGUGAAAUGAAAGGAUAUAAACAUGCAGGAUUGGAAUUGGAUUUGAUUGAUGCAGUGGUCAAUAGAUUAUAUGACGAUAAUGAUCUCAUUCCAUGCUUACCUGAUAGUUCCAACUCAUCCGAUGUAGAAAACAUACAGUUUUAUAGAUGUCCCUUAGAAUGA
This is a messenger RNA of Thelazia callipaeda (thelaziosis nematode), 720 nucleotides long. NCBI's taxonomy places the organism in Eukaryota, Metazoa, Nematoda, Chromadorea, Rhabditida, Thelaziidae. The record is from the annotation of a GenBank genome assembly.